Colletotrichum abscissum is the source of this 330-nucleotide messenger RNA. RefSeq lists its product as uncharacterized. Lineage: Eukaryota; Fungi; Ascomycota; Sordariomycetes; Glomerellales; Glomerellaceae. The coding region runs from base 1 to 330 and encodes 109 amino acids. The record is from RefSeq and is a predicted model, not a curated record. The transcript has a single exon.
AUGGGAGGCCUGACCAAUUCGCCCAUUCUUUUGGUUCUGGUAGGGCCAUUGACAGGUCCCAUCAUUCCCGGCAUCAUCAUUCCACCAUCUGGCAGCGGGCGAUUUGCACUACAUUCACUGCUUGGGAGGCCGGGGAACCCCUGGUUUCAAAACUUCCCGCGACGCUGGUUGGGUGGGGGUGGAGAGAGAGGAGGGGAUAGAGGAUCCGGGUCAUUUUUGGAUCUUGUCUGGCCCAGGCUUUUUUGGCCAGUAUGGAUACUCCAAUGGCGAUGGGGAGGAGGGAGGCAAAAAAAGGCAACGCCGCGACGGCAAAGCAUGGUCAGGCAUUGA